This is a messenger RNA of Cordyceps fumosorosea ARSEF 2679, 570 nucleotides long. Its product is annotated as CHRD superfamily protein. The record is from RefSeq and is a predicted model, not a curated record. NCBI's taxonomy places the organism in Eukaryota, Fungi, Ascomycota, Sordariomycetes, Hypocreales, Cordycipitaceae. The transcript has 2 exons. The coding region runs from base 1 to 570 and encodes 189 amino acids.
AUGAAAUCUCACAUUUAUGCCCUCGGUCUCUUGACAGCGGCCCAAGCCGCCGCAGUCCCGGCCGACCUGGCCGUCAGACACGGUGACAAGCAGCCCAGCCCGUUCACCUUCACCUCGACCUUCAACGUCGUCGCCAAGCCAGAGAACGUGGUCGACGCGCAGAACAACUUCACCGGCGGCCUGCAGGGCAGCAGCGGCACGUUCAACUUCGGCAUCAACUCGGUGGACAACGUCAUCUGCUACAACAUCACCAUCGCCGGCUUCCGCGGGGAGUACCAGUCCCCCGCCAAGUCGGCUACGCACAUUCACGAGGCCGCCGUGGGCAAGGCCGGCCCGCCUCGGAUUGCGUUUCCCAACCCGGAGGGCGAGGGUGAGGGGCCUCGUCGCAGCAUCGGCUGUCUCACGGGGCCGUUCACCACGGGUGUCAACGCGAGCGGCAAGGAUACUGGUGACGGCUUCCAUGUUAGGCAGAUUGAGGAGAAUCCGGCCAUGUUCUUCGCGGAUGUCCAUUCUAGCCUUGCGGUUCCCGGCGCGAUCCGUGGUCAAUUGGGCAGGAAGAACUAUUGCUAG